Dichotomopilus funicola is the source of this 594-nucleotide messenger RNA. RefSeq lists its product as uncharacterized. The transcript has a single exon. Bases 1 to 594 code for a protein of 197 amino acids. The record is from RefSeq and is a predicted model, not a curated record. Lineage: Eukaryota; Fungi; Ascomycota; Sordariomycetes; Sordariales; Chaetomiaceae.
AUGCCAAAUCAGAGUGAAACCUCAACUUCACCCCCAGAAAAGCCUUGGAUCGGCUACCUUUGGAUCUGGUGCAACAACGUGCCCCGACUGAUGCGCGAAGGCUUCUUUUGGUCAGUCAACAACAUACUGCACGAUGAAGGCUGUUUACUUUCCGAGACCAGACGGGAAUUUACAGCUUUGGGUAGCUCCUACCGGCGCCACUGGUCCCUCCUCGACUGGCACCCUGAUCAACCCGCCGGCGCUCCGCAGUGGGAAGGUUCACUUGUGGUCAGUAGCGACCGGAUUAACAUUCUCGCCAACUUCCAGGUGCAAGAUCUCACCUGGGAAAACGUAUAUUGUGCUUCCGUGCACAAUGAUGACCGCGACAGUGUCUAUGACUACAGCGCCCUGGAGGAAGACAGCAACUACAACUGCUUUUACGACAACAUGCCAAUGAAGGGAUUUUGGCCGUGGCCAAGAGAGGAGGGUAUUGUACCGAAGUUUCCCCCCUUGAUACCGGGGAAAUUCUUCCCACUGAGGGCUGCUUCGCACACUCAAACUGAGAAAUCGGGCCACCAAGAGUCGGGAAACGUGAAUGGGUGUGUUAUUCUAUGA